This is a messenger RNA of Cynara cardunculus var. scolymus (artichoke), 2392 nucleotides long. RefSeq names its product GTP-binding protein At2g22870. The transcript has 4 exons. The record is from RefSeq and is a predicted model, not a curated record. The coding region runs from base 1380 to 2282 and encodes 300 amino acids. Gene Ontology annotation, molecular function: GTP binding. NCBI's taxonomy places the organism in Eukaryota, Viridiplantae, Streptophyta, Magnoliopsida, Asterales, Asteraceae.
CCAUUUAACCAUUCUGCACAAAACCAUUCAGCAACUGCCAAACAGCCACUAACAAGCAAAGAUAAAACGGAUGUGUAUAUGAAAUACUUAACAGUGACCGUGUCUUUCCGCUAAAAGACAAAACCUCACCAUCUGUUUCUCUCACGUCUGCCGCAAAAUCGGCUAUAUCUUUCCCUCCGCCUUUCUCAUAAUUCCAACACAGCUCGCCUCCGACGUCUCCUCAUCGACGCUCGUCGUCCAUCAGCCUCGUCAGCAUCGCCGUUAUCUCUCAUCACCCAGUAGGCAAGUACCUUCUCGAUUUGUACAUCCCCUUUAUCUGCUUUUCUAUUCGAUUUCUUUUUUUUUUUUUGCUUUUUACUCGUUGGUUGUAAUUUAUAAUCAUUUUACUCUCUGGGUUUUGUUUACUAGAAACUAUUUGACCUUUGUUGAUUAACUUUGUACUUCAGUAGCUCAGUUUACUGAUGGAAUGGGUGUAAUCGGCAUACCUGGUAUCUGCACACAAGAUGUUUGAUAAAAUGCCCAAAUGACUGAAUGAUGUCUUGUUCAAACAUGAACUCAAAUUGCCUCUUUUUUCUUCUUAGAAUGAUCAUGUUUGGAGCUCAAUGUCAUAUGAAUGUACCAAUAAAUCAAGAUCGCACUACUUUUCUGCAUAAAUGGAACCAGUUUGCAAUCAAUUUGAUACUAUAAAAUGGACAUGUGAGAAUAUAAUAAAUUAAACUAAUUUGCCAGCAUACAAGUUGUGAAGUUUGUUAUACUUCUUGAUCAAUAAGGGGUUUUCAACACAUGAGAUUCUUUGUUGCUUCAAAUUUAAAUCAUGUUUGAUCCUGUUAACUUUUUUGUAUAUCAAUCUGUAUUUCUGAUAGCAUGAUGAUGUUUCUGAACACCUGUAUCAUUUGUUUGUCUAUGAUGGAUAUUAUCCUACUAUUAGCAUUGAUUUAAGAUUCUACCUGUAUUGAAAUAUGAAUGAAUUGCAAUAUAUUUUCUUGUCAAAAUACAUUUAAAUUAUGAAACUUGCACAUUUCUGUCAUUCAGCACUUGAUUAUGUAAACAGUUAUAUUUAUUUAGCACUUAAUCAUACAGACGAGUAAAAUAACAAUUUUCUGCAUUCAGCAGCGCUUACUAGUUACUACAAAGUACUUGGUACACAGACGUUUUUCAGUGAGCUACCACUCCAGACAAAGCUCUUACUGAUUGAUCCUCUGACCCUGUUAGCAUCUACAUGAUUUUCUUUUUGUUGGUAAACAACCCCUAAAAGCUUGUUUGGGAGUUAGUUUAUAGCAGUGCUUUGCAACACCAAAAUGAUAUUUUUCAACUAAAAUAAAGAUCUGAACUUUUCAAGAAUUUGUUGGCUUUUGUUCAAUUAUCUGGAGAUACAAUCGAUGAUGUUAAUGCCGGUGAGGACUCGCCUCUUUAACCUUCGCAUCUCUUCACUCCUUCCAUCAUCUUCUUCAUCUUCUCUCCCUUUUGCACUCCCUUUCAGAAGCUCCCUCUCUCACUCUGCUCCACCCCACCAUGUCUCCGCCACUAAAACGCCCAAAAUCUCCAUCUCCGACACUGCCAAAUUCGUCCGAACCAUCUUGUUUAUCCCACCCGGAACAGACCCGGAAGAAGUCACCGAGGACAUGAUAUUACCUGGGUCCAACAUCGUUCUAGGGCCUUACGUGGGCGAUGCCAAAGUCAAAGAGGUGGAAUUUAUGGGAAGUAGUGUUCGACCUAAGGAUUGCCCUAAAGACGACCGACCCGAGUUUGCUAUGCUGGGUCGCUCCAACGUUGGCAAGUCUUCUUUAAUUAACUCCCUUGUUCGCAAGAAAGAAGUAGCUCUCACUUCCAAAAAACCAGGGAAGACUCAACUCAUCAAUCAUUUCUUGGUGAAUAAAAGUUGGUACCUUGUGGAUUUACCUGGUUAUGGGUUCGCAAACGCCCCCGAAUCUGCAAGAAUGGAUUGGUCAUCGUUCACCAAAGGUUACUUUCUAAAUCGAGAAACUUUGGUAGGCGUGUUGCUUCUUGUCGAUGCCAAUGUCCCCACUAAAAAGAUCGAUCUUGAUUGUGCUAAUUGGCUUGGACGAAACAACAUUCCAAUGACGAUUGUGUUCACAAAAUGCGAUAAAUCGAAGAACAGCAAGGGGCAGCGCCCGGACGAGAAUAUCAAGAGUUUUCAAGAAUUGAUAAAAGAAAAUUACAAGAUUCAACCUCCAUGGAUAAUGACUAGCAGUGCCACUGGGUUGGGUAGGGAUGAGCUUCUUUUGCAUAUGUCACAGCUUAGAAACUAUUGGGACAAUUAGAAGGUAAUGUAAUGUAAUGCAAUGCAAUACAAGGCUGAGACAAUGAUCAUGUGUUUAAACUGUUGGGAUCCCACAUCAGCUAAUCAAUAUUAGAAUGAAUAGCUAUUGCA